This is a messenger RNA of Stylonychia lemnae, 5994 nucleotides long. The record is from the annotation of a GenBank genome assembly. NCBI's taxonomy places the organism in Eukaryota, Ciliophora, Spirotrichea, Sporadotrichida, Oxytrichidae.
AUGCUGAGAGAAAAGAAAAAAGUAUCGAAUUCAUUUUUAAAGGACAAAAAAAGACUGGCCUGGACACUAUAUGCCAUCCUCAAGAACAAUGUGAUUAGUGGACCGUUCCUAUAUGUGCUUUUGUUUGUUGAAAAUUUUGAGUUAAUUCUCAUGUUUUUGGCCUUUGCCUCACAGUUCAAACAAAAUGAUCUAUAGUCGAUUAGUUCAAAUAUCAGAGAAGUAUUUACUGACAUAAACAAUUUUGUGAAUAUGAUGCUUGAGAAUAUAAGUUUCAACAUAUACUUCUAGACUUUCUUCAUUUGCUUUGUGAUUUGCAAGAACGUAUACAUUUACUCAUCACUGGUAUAUAUUGCAUACCACAAUGAUAGUCCAGAAAAGGCAAAAAAAUCAAAUGCUAUUGCUAAGACAUUAUCUUUUAUGUUUUAGUUUGUAAGCAAGGUGAUGUUCACUCCUAAAAUGAUAUUUCUGUUCUACUUCUUCAGGAAUACUUCCCUUGAUACUGUGAGCCUAAUCUUGCUUUAUAUUGGAAAUUUCCUUGCAAUAUCAGCUUCUGUAUUCUUAGAGAUAGUUCUAACUCCUAUCGUUAACAUUAGAGUAAAUAUGCCGGAUGAAUUGCCUUGGUGCACAUCUAAGUCAUUUAUACCUUAUUUUAAAUCAUUAUUUAAGUUAUCUUAAGCGGUAUGUCUCGUGAUUAAAAUACCUAAUUUAGCUAUUGUUAUUUUGCUUUUGAUCCAAGGAAUUAAUCUUGCUAGUGAAAUACUACUUUUGCCAUAUCAUAAUAAGAUAGUUGGAUCUAUUAAAGUUUAUGGAUCAUCAGUUUUGUUCACAUUAUAUUUAAUCUUAAGUCUUGAGCUAUUGAUUGACUUUAAUUAUGAAAUUACUAUUGUUGGAUUCGUUCUUUCCUUUAUAAUUCCAAUAUUCUUUUUUCAAGUUAAGUAUUAUAGAAUGAAAACUUUGAGACAUAAAUUAUUUGAUUUUUAACUUAAGAAUCCCUCAGAAAUUGAACUUGCUUUUACUUUGUAUGCUAACAUUUUGGUUAAAGCUCACUAAAAUCCAGAAGCAUUAAAAGAACUUAAUGGCAUCUUAUUGAUACACAAGGAUUAAUGUAGUAACAUAAAUACUUGCUAUUGUCAGACAUAUGAUAAAGCUCUUUAAGCAAACAAAGCUUUAAAUAUGUUUCAGCAUAAUAAGUUCACAAAACACAAAAAUAGGACAAGUAACACAGAUAGACAAAAUAUUAUUUAAAAUGAAGAAUAAAAGGAAUAUAGUUAAUAAUAGUCUAAUGUAGAUAGCUAGUUGAGCUUCAAUGAAAAAAAUAAUUUAACAGUAAAAGGAGUUGGCAGUAUAAACACUAAUCAUCUCUUGAAUAGAGAUAUAGAGCUCAUUUAAGAGGAGCUUAGAUUUUACAAAUAGGGCAUUAUAAAUCCUAUCUUCAAUGGAGAAUUCCCAUAUUCACAAAUAAGAAACGAUAGAAUAAAUAACAAAGCAGGAAGAGAGGUUUUUUAAUAAUUACCUGAUGAUAUUUAAUACCUUUUAAAGCCACAAGAUGAAGAUGAGGAAAGCCACUGGGAUUUUUUGAAUUAUUAACAGAUAAAACACCAAACAAUCACUCAUAUUAUAUAUGAGAAAGUGAGGUACUACAGUGAUUAUUACCCAAAUAACAUCAGAAUUUUAAUGUUUAAGGCUUACUUUGAGCUAUUUGCAAUGAGGAAAAAAUAUCUUAGUCAUCAAACACUAACUAAAAUGACAUCACUUAAGCUUGGUUUUAUAAAUAAUACCAUGUUCCUCAUAGACCAAUAAUUCAUGAUUGAAUAUGCAACAAAGUUGUACUAGAAUAAAGAUGACUAGAUGCUUGAUAUUGAAAAGAUAAUUAUGAAUAAUAGCGCAUUUCAAGAUUUUUAUGAUUUUAACAAAGAAACCUCUUUCCUUCUGAAUAGUUUUUGGUCUAUGCUAGCAAACUAAUAAAACACUGAUAUCGAGACAUUGUAUAAAAGUGGGGAAUAAACAUCAGAUAUGAUUAAAAAAACUAAAUAAAAAUUCAAAGAAUUGUUAAAUCUUGGGAUAGACAAAAGAAAUGUAAGCUUGUACUACCUAUAUGCAAACUUUAAUAAGUAUGUACUAAAUAGCGGAGACUUGUACUCUGAAUAUAUUCAUAAGAUGGAGUAGAUAAAGAGUAUGAAUAAAACCAUCAAAGAAAAUUAUAAGGAUAAUAUCAUUUCUGAUGUUGACAAAUCAGGCUUCUUGGUAGUAAAUGGAACUUUUGAGAAUUUUGGUAAGAUAUUAUUCGCCAAUAAGAAACUAUGUAUUAUACUUGAUUACCUACCAGAGCAAUUGAUAGGUAAAGCCAUUAAUAUACUUAUGCCCUAGAUAAUUUCUGAUAAGCAUCAUCUUUUUUUAGAUUAAUUUAGAGAGACUGGAUAAACAAGAUUGAUUUAAAAACCACAGGCUUUAUUUAUGAAAAAUUAGGAAGGAUAUAUACUGCCAUGUAAAGUUUUUAUUAAAUUUCACUAUGAUAAAGUCUAUGGUCACGUGUUUUGUGCAGUAAUCAAUAAGACUAAGUAGCUUUAUCCGUUUAAUAAUAAAAAGAAACACAAUUUCAAUGAAAUGAUGACUAUUAUUACAGAUGAUCAUGGAGUAGUAUCAGAAAUUAGUAAAUCAGUAACUAAUUUCAUUGGAAUACCAGUAUCAAUAGUUCAGUAAAACCAGAAAUUUUCUUAAGACAACAUGAAGAUAUAUCAUAUAGUAGAUAUAGACAUUGCAAAAUUAGAUUCAGAUAUUAAUCGUGAGAUUCAAACUUCAAUUAGACCUGAAUUUUAAUGUGACUCUGAAAAUGGCCUUGUAAAUUCCCUAGUCAUCAUGAAAAGUUAAAAAUUAAACAUGGAAUAAGAUUAAUACUUAAUGAUGAAAACAAUGAUAGAUUCUCCUAAAAUAGAUAUUCGUGUUAAAAUGUGCAAGGUGAAUCAUAAUAACAUUCUUACAUUGAGAUACUUUUUUAUCGAGUUAAUAGCUAGCUAAGACUAAGCAGAUCCAAAUAAUAUUGAAAUAGAAUUGUAAUAGGACUAUAAAGAACCUCAAAUCAGGAUUGAGAAAUAAGAUACUAAAAAUGAUAUAUAGUUAUUUAUUGACGAAAGAAGCGGCAGUUCCACCAGCAGUAGUAAUUCAAGGAAACUUAUAAAUGAAUUCAUUGAAAAAGAUAUUGAUUAGAUUAUAAGGAAUGAUAGCAGGACACCAAAGAUUCUCAAACAGAUUAUUGUUUUAGUCUUACUACUCUUAUUUUCAAUCACAGUAAUUAGCGCAUCAAUUCUAGGACUUUACAUAAAAGAAUCAUCUAAUUCAAAGCAAAAUAUUUAAAAUCUUGGAAAUUCAUUCGAAAACAUGAUCAUUACUUCUUAUGUAAUGAAUCUUUUAAGAUCAACUAUUAACUUUAAUAUUGGAAUCGAAAAUAAGGCACUUUUAUCUUAGAAUAUGAUAUGGAAAUCUAAAUUUUAGGACUAGUCAUUUGCAUACAAUGAUUUUAUUAGAACAAUUAUAAUCGAAAAGUUAGGAGAAAUAUAAAUUAAGUAAAAAUAAAUUGACAAUAUAGAUCUUAGAAGAUUAAAAAGUAAUUAGGAUCUAUAUGAAAGAUAUAAGAAAUUAAGAGACGAAUUACAAUACUCCUAUAUUACUUCAAAUGGAUAGAUUGAAUACUAAAAGCAAGCAUAUAGUGUAGCAAUGAGAUUACUUUUAGGUAACAUCUAGGAUUUAAUUUCAAGAAUUGAAAUGCUUUAGAAUCAAACUCUAUCUAAAAGUUUCAUUUUUACCGACUAUUACUCUUAAUUUAACAUCAUGACUUAAAAUCAGUCCCUAGAGUAUCAAACUUUACAAUAACAAAUGUUUUUUGUGUUCAAUAACUACAUUAAAUAUAUUGAUUAGGAUAAUGAGGAAUACACGAAAAUCUAUCUAAGGGCUGGAAUAGACUAAUCGCAUGAAGAAGAAACUUAAAGAACUCUAAUUAUGAGCAUUAUCAGCAUUAUAACAAUCUUGAUAAUAAUCUUAGCUUUUAGUCCAAUUACUCUGAAAAUCAGAAAAUCUAAAUAUUAGGUGCUUUUAUUCUUUGUAGAACUUGAACCUGCUAUUAUUUAAGAAUGCUAAAGGAAAAGUUAGGUCUUUGAGGAUUAAUUUUAUACAGAAAAAGUAUCUAAGCUUAACUUUGAGCAAGAGGAAUUAGGUAAAUCUCAUAAUAUCUUGGAUAACUCAAGCAAUUAAAGUGCAAUGAUUUUUAAUGAGGAAAUUGAUGAUGCCCCACUAAAUCAUCCAUAAAUUAAAAGCAGGGACUAUUAUUAUUAAACAGUCGAUGAAGGAGGCCAAGCAUUUAAAGUUAACGAUGAAAUAACCCGUAAAAAGCAAUUGAUGAAUGAUAAAACUCUUAAGAAACUAAGAGAGGAAAAUGAAAAGAAACUAGCUAAGGCAGCAACUAAAUUUGGAAUAUCUGACUUUGAUAUGAAUGAAUCUUAAGACUAUGUUGUACCUCCAUCAAAGGAGAGUUCUGGUCCCUCUGGAGAAAUAGUAUCAUAGUACAAUUAAGAUUUUCUUGUUCCUUAAAUUAAUAGAACAGAUAUCAUUAGAAUUGGUAGAAAUAAGUCAACUAAUGCUUCUACAAAUGAUAUGAGAUUGUCUUAGUUUGGAUAAAAUAGAAAAAAAUAAAAAAAUGCCAUGAUUGAUAAUCAGAAAAGCCAAGAAUUCAGUUAUCUCAACCCAAAUUUUAAAAAUCUCUUACCAGAUAUUGAAGAGGAAUAAGACGGAAUAAAUGAUUAUUAAGGUAAAUAGCCAUUCUACUAUUAUAGUCAACAUGAUUUCAGAAAUCUCAUAAAGCAGGCAUAGAAUGCUAAGGAUAGUCCUAAAUCAUUCAGAAAGAUAGAUGAGGAAUUUUAAGAUGACUUAUCAUAAAGUGUUUAGAUGAAUAGCUUUUCUGAACAUAUUGCAGAUUUCUCCCAUAUUAAUCUCAGAUAAUAAUCUACAUAAAAUGAUAAUAACAUUAAGUAAAGUAACCAGACAAUGAUUCAAACUACAGAGGAUUUGAAUGUAAAAAUCAUUGCAGCAGAAAAUGUGCAAGGUGAAGUAAGAAUCUAGGAUAAGAUUUAGAAUAUAUCAACUCACCAAAAGUCUUCGUUAAUUUUAUCGAUGAUGCUUCUUUUUCUACUUUUCUCAAGUUAUUUCGUGGGAAUCUAUAUCUUUACUGACUUAAGUACCUCUUAAUUUCAGAAAUCUUUUGAAGAUUUAAAUGUAUUUUACCAAAGAGAUGCUUGCAUGACUAAGCUAUUUUUCUUAACAAGAGAAGAAUUUCAGCAAAAUAUAACAGCUUCAAAAGCCUAAUUUAAUUAAAAGGGUUUUAAUACACUGUCAAUGAAUAAAUUAUGGGAUUGCAUCGAUCUUGAGACAAAUUAUACCGCUAUAAGGAAGAAACCAGGAAAUUACUUAAAGGAUGUUUAGUCAAUCAUGAAUGAUUUAGACUCAAAUAGACUUUGCUUACUUAUUUCUCAAAAUACAAACUAUACAGAGGCUGAUUGUAGGAGCAUUUAAAAUAACAUACUAUCAAACGGAUUAAGUCUCUAUAAGCAAGAAAAUACGAAAUCCCUGCUAAUUUCGUAGCUAGAUUUCUUUUCGAGAUCAGGAUUUCAGAGGAAUUCUACCUAUAUCUUAUCAAAAUUAAGAAAUUCAAAUUUCAUUGAUAUGCUUUACAGUAACAUGAUGUUCUUAUAUGAAGUAAACAUGGUUAUUAAUGCUAAUGUUAGAGAUAGCAUUAAAAACUAUAUUGAUCUCAUGAAUUUAGUGCAUUUCGGAUUAUUUGCAGGACUGCAGGUCCUCUCGUUUGGACUGGCUCUUUAUUUUUUUGUGUAUGUGUUCAAAACAAUGAGGAAGGAUAUGCUGAGUUCCCAUACUAUGCUGGCAAUGCUUCCCAAAUAGCUUUUGGAAAAGUAAUAAUAGAUAAAAAUUAAAGAAUUCCUAAUUGCAUGA